This is a messenger RNA of Stegastes partitus (bicolor damselfish), 912 nucleotides long. The record is from RefSeq and is a predicted model, not a curated record. NCBI's taxonomy places the organism in Eukaryota, Metazoa, Chordata, Actinopteri, Pomacentridae.
AUGGCUGAAAGCAACCCAGCGACAACAACUGGCCCCGACCUCAUCAGCGUCACUGGCAACCUCACAGGCAACGCCACCGCCACACCUGCCGCCGUCCAGGUGGCCAACGUGAUCAGCUGGCUGACCGUCGGCAUCGGGCUGCCCGCCAUCGGACUGGCUAUUUACACCCUCAAGAAUCUGUCCAAAGGUGACGGUAAACUUCCGAUGCACGUCAUGUUCCUCCUGGUGUCUGACAUCAUCAGCUUCUUUGGCCGCCCCCGUGUGAAUCAGGAAAUGGAGAAUGGCUCCAUGUUCUCCUCCAGCCCCACUGACUUCAUCUUCUAUUUCGGGGUCGUCACCAACAUCACCCUCAUGCUGUUCAUAGCUCAGGAGCGCCAUCUCCUGGUGGCCUACCCGCAGUGGCUCGGCUGCUGCAGCAGCCUCAGGAGGUCCCCGGUGGUGGCCCUGGUGGCGUGGGCCGCCCCCUUCGGCAUCCUGGCCCUCGCCGUGCUGCGGUACAACCUCUGGUUCGCCGUGUCCCUGCUCGCCCCUUUCCCCUUCCUCCUCUUCUUCGCCGUGGACGCCUGGAGGGCUCUGAUCUGCUCCCGGUCCAACCCCCCGACCCCUGAGAGGAGGAGGACGGUGUGGGGCAUCGGCGCCAUCUGGGCCAACUACACGGUCCUCUACUCGCCCUUCGUCCUCAGCGUCCUCCUGGAGGCUCUGGACUUCAGGGAGACGGUGCUCUACCUGGGCCUGGUGUCCCACCUGCUGCUCUACCUCAGCCCUCUGGUGGACCCCUUCCUCUACAUAUUCAUGACCAAAGGGCUGAAGGAGGUGCUGCAGGCGCUGCCCUGCUGCCAGAAGCCGGGCCAGAAGGAGAGCAGGAGGCCCACUGUGGACACGGUGGCUGAAACCGUGGAGACGAGACUUUAG